UGGCGCGCGUCGCUGUCCGAGGUCCUGAAAUCUCCCAGCGCCUGCAAAAGAGUUUAGGGCUCGCGAUCCCUGAGCACUUCUCUCUUCGUGCUUACGUUCUUGCCCUCGCGCUUACCUCCGCGGACCUCUUCGCCCCUGCCGCUCACCUGCCCGUCCGUCUCCGCGGCGCUCGCUCUCAGCUGGUGCUGGCACCUCUCGUCGAACCUUUGGGCCAUCAUGCUGAAUUAAGCACGGUCGGAAUCGCGCGGUAGAAUGGAAUCCGCGCGUGCGGCUCUUCACGCCUUUCUGUUCGGCCACAUGCUCGCGACUGCAACCGCAGCCGGAAAAUUUGGCUGCCUAUAUGAGGAUGAGCUGUGUGAGCCCCGUGAAGCUUGUGUCAAUGAUGGAGUGUUUGGACGAUGUCAGUGGUCUCCUGGUGUGUAUCAUUACACAUAUGAUGAGUCACCAGAAGCCCUGCAGCGCCUGAGGAACGCACUCCAAAAACUUGCCCACCAAGGCUACACCUGGAAGGAUGACGUCACCCAGGAGAUGAUCUCCAGAGACCUGCUGGAGAUGCCCAGGGCUCCAGUGCAGCACCUCAGCCUCACAUUCCCUCCCAGCUCCAGGGCUUCCAUUGUUGAGGCUGACAGCAGUAUGAUGGCUGGUGAUGAGGCCCAAAAAGACAGAACACUGCACAGGUACUUACAGGAACUUGGUUUCCUGUCUGCUGAUGUCACUUCCUCUAAACAGAGUCUUCAAGAACAGUCUAGAGAUAAUCCAGUGUCUGAUUACCACACGGAGGCCCACGCAAGACCACCCCCACUUCCACUGUCUUCCACCUUUAUCCAGCCUGCCUCUAAACAUUUCCACCCAGCCCUUCCACCCCCGAGCAGGCUUGGGCCUGACCGGAUGGGCCUCCUGGCCAGCAUACAGCGUUACCUCUCCAGGUUGAGGGCCCAGUUAACCAGGCCAUCUCAGAUGAAGGUCCAGGACUACAGCUUUCAGCGCAUGGCUCCUCCCAGGAGAGAGAAGGCUCCGAGUGCUUCCAGACAACCUCCUCGGCCCAGAACUGACAAACUACUGUUUGGAUCAGUACGGAACCGACCUGCUCCUAAAGACUCCCUCAGCUCAGUGGAUGAGAAGUUCAUCCAAGGUGUUGCACAACAGCUCUGGAGGAAAAGUGUCAGCGUGGACACCCUGACCCCUAGUGACCUUGACCAGCUCUCAGAACUCAUUGCUCAGACCCUGCAGAUGGUGGACGGAGUCAAGGGGGCCAAGGGUGAUGAGGUCACGGAUGAUGAAGAGGGUAUUGAAGAGGUGGAGAUGAAGAGGGAGUCUGUUACUGCUGAAAAGCAAGUAGAGAAGACUGGAGAAGAGGUUCAUUCCACAGAAGACCAACCUGAAGAAAAUGCCCCAAAGUCAGAUGAAAAGGAUGAUGCUUUUAUCAGUCAGCUGCUAAAGUUCCUGAACAGAAACUCUGAAGCUGCUGCCCCUGCCCAGGAUGAAGAGGUUGUUUUAGGCCACACCAGCCUCCCAGCAAGACCAGCAGGAAUGAAGGCAGGAUGGGAAAAUGUCCAGAGCCGAACCACUCAGUCGGACCUGGACCUGGUGAAGAAGACGCUGGAGUCAGACACUGUGCUUGUGGAUCCUGUCGGGGACACUGAGAUUGAGCAACACCUUCACUGGGAGGACAGCCCCCCCAGAGAUGAGGGCUCGCUGCCAACCAAUUCACGAGCAGCAGAACCCCACAAGAAGCUGGAGAAAUAUGGUCCCAGGCUGGAGGAGACAUCUCAGAGGGAUGUGGCAACCUACUCAAGUCCACCACAUGACGGAGACUUGGGUUAUGUCAUCACUGAAGACUCUCUGUCUACUGAUCAGGGUUUGAACCUGAUGGAGAUCUUGGCUGACAGGGUCCACCUACAUGUGACUGACUUCCUCCAGCUCUCGGUUCUGGGUCCUGCAGUAACCUUUCGAGUGAGGCCCAAUGUCCGCAACAUCACCACAGCACUGCUAACCAGAGUUGCUGUUGAGCAGAAGAGAAUCUUGGAGAAAGAGAGUGGUGUGAAGAUUCUGGAGGUGGGACUGAGUGAUAGAACCAAAAUGAAUCAGAUUCCAAUCAUCAAGCACAGCCACGUGGAGCCAAACAACUUUUUGGUGUUGACAAUGGUCUCCAUGGCAUUUGUCGCCAUGGUGCUGGGGUUGUCAGGGGCGCUGUUUUGCAUGCGAUAUCGCUCCCACUACAAGCUGAAGGAGAGGCUGGCCAGCCUGGGGACUGACACCAGCCAUGAUGCCACAGCAGCCUAUCAGGACUUGUGUCGGCAGCGAAUGGCAGUUCAGACAUCGGAGCGUGCCGAGCGCGGUUCUGACGUCUUCCACCCAACACACACAUCGCGCAUCAACAGUGUGUCGUCUCAGUUCAGUGAUGGAGCGACACAGAGCCCAUCAGCACGUAGUAGCACGUCAUCGUGGAGCGAAGAGCCUGCCCAGACCAACAUGGACAUCUCCACUGGACACAUGAUCCUGUCAUAUAUGGAGGACCAUCUGCUGAAUCGCCAGCGUCUGGAGAAGGAGUGGGAGGCCCUGUGCAGCUACCAAGCCGAGCCAGCCUCUCACGCCAUUGCUCAGGACAAACACAAUACCAAGAAGAACCGCGCCAAUGGAAUGCUUGCCUAUGAUCACUCCCGGGUAAUUUUAAAGGCUGAAAAUAACCAUAGCAAUGGUGACUACAUCAACGCCAGUCUCAUCAUGGAUCAUGACCCUAGGAAUCCUGUCUACAUCUCUGCUCAAGCUCCACUUCCAUGCACGGUUUCAGAUUUCUGGCAGAUGGUGUGGGAAAGUGGAUGUGUGGUGAUUGUCAUGCUAACGCCACUAGCUGAGAAUGGGACCAAACAGUGCCAUCAGUACUGGCCAGAUGAAGGCUCUGACCUGUACCACAUUUACGAGGUCAACCUGGUUUCAGAACACAUUUGGUGUGAGGACUUCCUGGUCCGCAGUUUCUAUCUGAAGAAUGUUCAGACCAAUGAGACACGUACUGUAACCCAGUUCCACUUCCUCUCCUGGAUGGAUCAGAGUGUUCCAGAAUCUGCCAGAACUCUGCUAGACUUCCGUAGAAAGGUUAACAAGUGCUACCGGGGAAGAUCUUGUCCCAUAAUUAUCCACUGCAGUGACGGUUCAGGCAGAUGUGGGAGUUACAUACUGAUAGACAUGGUACUGAAUAAAAUGGCUAAAGGUGCUAAAGAGAUUGAUAUAGCGGCAACUCUGGAGCACCUGCGGGAUCAGAGGGCAGGAAUGGUGCACACCAAGGAUCAGUUUGAGUUUGCACUGACCGCAGUAGCAGAAGAGGUGAAUGCCAUCCUGAAAGCCCUCCCCCAGUGAGGGAGGUGUAACACCCCUGAAAGCCCUCCCCCAGUGAGGGAGGUGUAACACCCCUGAAAGCCCUCCCCCAGUGAGGGAGGUGUAACACCCCUGAAAGCCCUCCCCCAGUGAGGGAGGUGUUAUACUCUCUCUCUCUCUCUCUCUCUGAUUUUUCUGUGAACUAGUCACCUGUUCCUCUCUUUGCUAUAAUAUAUUAAAAGUUGACACAGAACAAAACAGAAAUGAAGGAAUUAGAACUGAUGAAAAUAUGUUAAAUAUAUUUCCAUAUCCUAAUGUGCUGCAUACAACUCAUGUCAGAUGUGUGCAGAUAAAUAUAUCGCUUUAAAAUGACUAUUUAGAAUGAUGUUUAAUUUUGUGCAGAUAGAGAUUGUAUUUGAUGAUACAGCUUUGUUGGCAGUGUACAUAAUGGCCAAUAGGUGUGUGUAUUUUAAGUAAUAAUAGACACACAUAUAUAUAUAUAUAUAUAUACAUAUAUACACACACACACACA
Electrophorus electricus (electric eel) is the source of this 3844-nucleotide messenger RNA. RefSeq names its product protein tyrosine phosphatase receptor type N2 (gene ptprn2). Gene Ontology annotation, biological process: insulin secretion involved in cellular response to glucose stimulus; protein dephosphorylation; regulation of secretion. Lineage: Eukaryota; Metazoa; Chordata; Actinopteri; Gymnotiformes; Gymnotidae. The record is from RefSeq and is a predicted model, not a curated record. Gene Ontology annotation, molecular function: protein tyrosine phosphatase activity. Gene Ontology annotation, cellular component: synapse; secretory granule.